GCAAGUAUCAUUUUCUUGUUGUACCUACUGCUAGACUUUCCUGCCUUAUUCCAGGUGAUCUGGAGACGGCAAGCAGUCUAGAAGUGGUGUCCUGAUUUACCAACUUCAUUCUCUUUACUCCAAAGCAAACUAGUGAGCAUGGGGGCCACCUUCCUUCAAGCACUCUGCAGUAUGUAUAGAAGCGAUGUAGCCCAUCUGUCCAAUCAGACGCCUUCAGGUUGUUCUUCAAAACGGCAGCAAGGGACGCUAUAUGCAAAUCGUGUGACCGAGAUUCUUGAAGCGAUGCGUUUCGUAUGACCUAUAUUGCUACUGAGGUGAACUCCCUGUAAGAACGCACAGAAAGAUAUGAUGUGGAAGCGUUGCUGCCCGAUGAGAGUGUACUUUCAAUUCCCCUUUAACCAUGGCUGCGACGCUGCAUCGCCAAAGGUAUUCGUAUCAAAGACUCAAAUGU
This is a messenger RNA of Exserohilum turcica Et28A, 451 nucleotides long. RefSeq lists its product as uncharacterized. The record is from RefSeq and is a predicted model, not a curated record. NCBI's taxonomy places the organism in Eukaryota, Fungi, Ascomycota, Dothideomycetes, Pleosporales, Pleosporaceae. Bases 139 to 297 code for a protein of 52 amino acids. The transcript has a single exon.